GGUUAGGAAUUUAAUACGUAUGGUUUACAUUUUUGCAUGCGAGCAGUGUGAAUACCUUCCAAACCAAAGCACAGUCCCGAACAGGCUAGUCAGCUGUCGUGCUAUUCUCGCUCUAACUAAGCUAACGAGUUAACUAGCUGGAUAUUUACUAUAUAAAAUAACGUUUUGAUUACUCUGCAAAACAAUUUUUUCUUAAAAUAUAUAUAUAUAUAUUUAAGAACCAGCCGAUUAAAUAGUUAAAUUGCAUAGCUAGCUAUGUAGCCUGCUAACCCGUGGACAAACACCUAGCUUUGCCAACUUGUUUACUGAACAAAUUAACUAACAAACAAUUGUAAAUUCAACAUAUUUGGUGAAAUAGCCUGGAUGUCAUCCUGGGACUUUCCUGCUGUGAAUGAACCGAAGGGAAGCACAGGAACGGCGGGUAGAGCGCCUUACAACAAGAGGAGCAGCAGCCAAGCUUAUGUGCAGUAGUCCAACCCGAGAAACCGUGCUGGUGAAGUAAUAAUGGCAGCCUGGAUGUCGUCGUGCUCGUGAUUUUAAGUGUAAAACGCGAGGAUGCUUGCGCCGACGCCCGCUCUCGAGCCCCAUACCACACACAGGCUGGCACUGGAUUGCCGGAGCUGGCUGGAUCAUCGCCAGGCCCGUGGGGUGUGUGGUUGUUGCUGUGGGGCUUUCAGGCCCCGUUACAAGAGGCUUGUUGACAACAUAUUUCCUGAAGAUCCCGAGGACGGAUUGGUGAAGGCCAACAUGGAGAAGCUGACGUUCUACGCUCUGUCUGCUCCAGAGAAGCUGGACCGAAUAGGAGCCUACCUGUCUGAGAGACUGUGCCGCGACGUGGCCAGACACAGAUACGGUUACGUGUGUAUUGCGAUGGAGGCUCUGGAUCAGCUGCUGAUGGCGUGCCACUGUCAGAGCAUUAACCUGUUCGUGGAGAGUUUCUUAAAGAUGGUGCGCAAACUUCUGGAAGCCGACAAGCCCAACCUGCAGAUACUGGGAACCAACUCGUUUGUCAAGUUCGCCAACAUCGAAGAGGACACGCCGUCGUACCAUCGCAGUUAUGAUUUCUUCGUGUCACGCUUUAGUGAGAUGUGCCACUCCAGCUUCGAGGAUCCGGAUAUCCGCACCAGAAUCCGCAUGGCUGGUAUCAAAGGGCUGCAGGGAGUGGUGAGGAAGACGGUCAACGAUGAACUGCAGGCGAACAUCUGGGAUCCGCAGCACAUGGACAAGAUUGUGCCGUCUCUGCUGUUUAACCUGCAGUCUGGAGAAGGCACGGAGAGCCGUUCCCCGUCUCCGCUGCAGGCCACCGAGAAGGAGAAGGAAAGCCCAGCUGAGCUGACGGAGCGCUGUUUCCGGGAACUGCUGGGCCGCGCCGCCUACGGCAACAUCAAGAACGCAGUCACUCCCGUCCUCAUGCAUCUUGAUAAUCACUCUCUGUGGGAAGGAAAAACCUUCGCAGUGCGCUGCUUUAAGAUCAUCAUGUACUCCAUUCAGUCUCAGCACUCUCACCUGGUCAUCCAGCAGCUCCUGGGUCACCUGGACGCUAACAGUAAGACCUCGGCUAAGGUUCGCGCUGGGAUCGUGGAGGUUCUCCUGGAGGCAGCUGCUAUAGCAGCCAGCGGGUCUGUAGGUCCUACUGUUCUGGAGGUGUUUAACACUCUCCUCAGGCAACUGAAGCUCAGUGUGGACUACGAGCUCAGCGGAUUUUACGAUGCCACCACCACAGGGAACAAAACCGUCAACGAGCAUGAAGAGAGGCAGCUCCAAGAAGCUGUCAUAAAAACCAUAGGUUCCUUUGCCAGCACUCUGCCUACGUACCAGCGCUCUGAGGUGAUGCUCUUCAUCAUGGGGAAGAUCCCGAUUCCUGGAAUGCACCUUGCACUGCCACCCACAGACUCUGGGUCUGAGGGUGACCGGAUGAUCCAGGUCAUGUUGCUGAAGUCUCUAAGACAGGUGACGUGCGGCUUCCAGAGCACCAACAUGCUGACGGCUCUGCCCAGCUCCUUCCUGGACCCGCUCCUGUCCUUCGCGCUGCUGGAGGACCCGGACGUCCGCCUGCUCGUCCUGGAAAUCCUCGUCAGCCUCAUCGAUCGCCAUGACAACCUCCCUAAGUUCUCCACCGUCAGCAUCAUCUCGGACAUUUCCAUGCUUAAGCUCAAGAUGGAGAAGUGUUCCCGUCAGGACAACCUCUUCAUGAAGAAGCAUGCCCAGCAGCUCUACAGACACAUUUACCUGUCGUGUAAGGAGCAGAGCAGCGUGCAGCCGCACUUCGAGAUGCUCUACUCUCUCCUGGCUCUGAUCAGCAUGGAGCUCGCUAACGAGGAGGUGGUGGUGGAUCUCAUUCGCCUCGCCCUGGCCCUGCAGGACUUGGCUUUAGUCAGCGAGGAGUCGUUGCCGGUGUUUAACCGUUGCGCUGUUCACGCUCUCUCCGCUGCCUACCUCAACCUCAUGUGCCAGCUCACCACCCUGCCCACCUUCUGCCAGCACGUCCACGAGGUGAUCGAGAUGAGACAGAAAGAAUGCUCGUUUCUUUUGCCAGAAGACGUCUUCAUUGAAAGUCCAAAGAUUCCUGAGACGCUGGAGAAGCCAGCGGGGGAAGUGCUGUUCCAGCAGGCGAAGAUCGCCGAGGUGCUGGGAGGAAGUGGCUACAACACCGAGAGACUCGCCACACCUUACAUCCCUCAGUUCACAGAUGAAGACAGGCUGUCGAAGAGAAAAAGUAUCGGAGAGACGAUCUCUCUCCAGGUGGAGGUCGAGUCCAGGAACAGUCCAGAGAAAGAGGAGAGAACACCGGCUGAGGAAAUCACGUUCGAAGCACUUAAGAAUGCCAUAGUGGACAGUGUAGGCAUGGAGGAGCAGGAGCGAGAGCGGAGGAGGCAGGUGGUGGAGAAGUUCCAGAAGGCUCCGUUCGAGGAGAUCGCCGCACACUGCGGAGCCCGAGCCACAAUGUUACAGAGCAAACUCAGCCAGAUCUUCGAGAUCACGAUCAGGCCUCCUCCCAGCCCAUCAGGCACCAUCACAGCCAGCUACGGCCAGACCCAGACCCGCUCCGUCCCCAUCUACGAGAUGAAGUUCCCUGACCUGUGUGUGUAUUAACACGGAGUGAAGGAGGAGCUCAGACACCCGAGCGGCGAUGGGCGUGCGUGCGUGCGUGCGUGCGUGCGUGCGUGCGUGCGUGUGUGUGUGUGUGUGUGUACACAGGAAGUGUAAUCCAAACAUCUACGUUCUUUAUCAUCGCAGGCAAAGCUCCAGCGUGUCGUCUUUGCACUGUGACCGACACUGACACGAACUCUUUUUACUCUGCGGGGCGCCGUUACUUUUACUCCGCAGCCUCUGCUCGGAUUCGGUUGUGUCGUCUGCCAUAUUUAAACGUUUGUCUCGUGUCCCGAAUUCAGCCGGGAUGGUUUCUUUUUUUUUUUUAAAGCAGAAGUGCAUGUGCUGUCUAAUGCCAGCUAGUUUUAUUUGGAGUAGUAGUGCUACUGUGUUUUAUGACUCUAUCGAUGCGUUCAGUUCAAGAACGUAUUUUUAUUAGAAUUUUUUUUUUUUUUUUUUAGAAAUUAGCUCAGUGGGUUUCGUUAAAUUGACCAUUUUUUAACACGUAUGUCCUUAUCGGUGCUACUUUCGUUCCAUUUCGUUCUGACAUUUUCGUGCGACGGUAUCGGAAGACGCUUCACUUUACCGCGAACGAUCUUUAACGGGGGGGAAAUUCACACAGCUCGGCGCGAGAUAUUUUCAAAAUCAUCCUGGACCGAACCCUUUUCUCGAGAUUUAGGCGCGGGAAUAAUCCAAAUACUAAAGAUUCUUCCGUUUCUGGGUUUCUGCACGCGGCAGAUUAACACUAUUUAGCUAUAGAUAUGCUCGAGCAUAUCUGUUUUUAGUGUAUACAGGGCUUAAAAAAAAAAAAAAAUUAAAAAAAAAAAAAAACAGUGGGGGGAAUUGCACUGAAAAAACUUCUCAACUUCAUAACACUCUGUAAAUGUGAUUUAAGCGACAAAAAUGUCUUUCUUUUUUUUUUUUUUUUUUUCUUUUCCCGUAUUGCUGUUCAUUUUAAAGCGUCCGUAAGCGACUUUCUUUAAGUUUAGCAUAGCAUACGACGACGUAAAUUAUAUCUACCGCUCUCUAAACGCGAUGUCUGUAAACAUGCGUGUGUAUACGUGUAAGAGAAAUGUCUGUUUUCGAAUGCACUGACUUUUUUUUUUUUCUAACGUCGAGCUAGAGCGGGUACAGGUGACGGCGUGGGCGUGGCACGCACCCGCGAAGAACUAACCAGCAUGAGAUUACCACCAUCACAGGAAUUUACAACAAGAACGACGGUUUAUGAAGUGCUGCAAGCUCCAGGGGACAUGAUGAGGAUAGAACACACUAAUAGAGAUAUAUAUAUAUAUAU
Messenger RNA from Ictalurus punctatus (channel catfish), 4384 nucleotides. It is a transcript of the gene efr3bb, whose product is annotated as EFR3 homolog Bb (S. cerevisiae). Gene Ontology annotation, biological process: protein localization to plasma membrane. The record is from RefSeq and is a predicted model, not a curated record. Bases 556 to 3093 code for a protein of 845 amino acids. Lineage: Eukaryota; Metazoa; Chordata; Actinopteri; Siluriformes; Ictaluridae. Gene Ontology annotation, cellular component: plasma membrane. The transcript has 25 exons.